AUGGACCCGGACCUUAUAGUAGAGGAGGCGGGGGAGAUCAGUACCUCGCCCCGAACCUCCCUCCUCGGCAACACUACCAACAACAAUCUCAAUGUAUAUUAUUUUUACGAGUCUGUCCAGUUCACGGUGAUGUGGGUGCUGUUCGUGCUGAUCGUGGUGCUGAACGCCUCCGUGAUAGCAGCACUGCUCUGUACCAACGCCAGGAAGAGUCGCAUGAACUUCUUCAUCAUGCAACUGGCGAUAGCAGAUUUAUUCGUGGGUCUUAUAAACGUGUUCGGUGAUAUAGUCCACAAGAUCACCAUCGCCUGGCUGGCAGGAGAGUUCAUGUGCAAAUUUGUAAGGUUCUUACAGGGGAUUGUCGUGUACGCGUCCACGUAUGUGUUGGUCGCACUCAGUAUAGAUCGCUGCGACGCCAUCACAAAUCCCAUGAAUUUCUCCGGCAGCUGGAACAGAGCGCGUGGACUAGUGGUAUCUGCUUGGGCGGUGAGCGUAUUGUUUUCAAUACCUCUUCUAGUACUGUACGAGGUCAAGGAAGUUCAGGGUCAGCUUCAAUGUUGGAUCGAGCUGGGUAGUCCUCGUCGCUGGCAGGUGUGGAUGACGCUGGUCUCCGUGAUGAUCUUCGUCCUACCAGCGCUGGCUAUCGCUGCUUGUUAUGCGGUCAUCGUCUUCACUAUAUGGACGAAGAGUAAAGCCGUCGUCAUGAGCCCUCCGGUCAAUUCCAGAAGAACUAAGAGUUUGAGAAACGGUCGAAGUGACUGUGAACCGGAGUCACGGCGAGCCAGUUCAAGAGGACUCAUACCUCGAGCGAAGAUCAAGAGUGUGAAGAUGACGUUCGUUAUUGUGUUCGUGUUCGUGUUGUGCUGGUCGCCGUACAUCGUGUUCGACCUGCUGCAGGUGUACGACCAGAUCCCUUUGACACAGACGACGUCUGCUGUGGCGACGCUCAUUCAAAGUCUCGCGCCACUCAACUCCGCCGCCAACCCACUCAUCUGUUGCAUGUUUUCGCCGCAUAUUUACACUAGUCUUAGACGCGUGCCUCCUUACCGUUGGAUGUGGUGUGGUCGUGGUCGCGCACGCGGCACCCUCCGCUCACGGUCUGACUCAACUGCACACUCUGACCUGCUGAGCUCCACUCAUGCAAGAAGAUCACACUCGGUCGCUAAGGUUUUGAAUCGCUCGUCUGGAAGCUCAUCAGCUGGUUCUCGUCGCGCCCAGCUACUGGUGCUGGCACCUCGCCCGUGA
Danaus chrysippus (African queen) is the source of this 1242-nucleotide messenger RNA. The record is from the annotation of a GenBank genome assembly. Lineage: Eukaryota; Metazoa; Arthropoda; Insecta; Lepidoptera; Nymphalidae.